UGGGUUGCAUUGAUUUACUUUACCUGACAGAGCACACCCGCUCCCUAGAAGCAAGGCUAUUGUCUUUCUAGCUGGCAACGCCAUGGACUAUGUCAAGGGAAAUAUCGGACUAUCGCUGGGAACCUCCCGCUGUGACUGGGCAGGGUUCCUGGAUUUGCCUAAGAUGGGCUGCGGCCUUUCCUCACAUCUUGUAAGAAAACAGCACCUGGUGCUAGAAAUAUUGCAGCCACGUCCAAUCUUUCCACCUUCGUUCGCAUGAUCCAACUCGUCAUUCGAGGAUGGGACCUCUGCUCUACUCUGUCAAUGUGGGACCAGAAAGCAGUGUACCACGAACACCCCUCCAUGC
This is a messenger RNA of Aspergillus pseudotamarii, 346 nucleotides long. RefSeq lists its product as uncharacterized. Lineage: Eukaryota; Fungi; Ascomycota; Eurotiomycetes; Eurotiales; Aspergillaceae. Bases 83 to 259 code for a protein of 58 amino acids. The record is from RefSeq and is a predicted model, not a curated record. The transcript has a single exon.